Molecule: messenger RNA, 4427 nt
Organism: Vitrella brassicaformis
Lineage: Eukaryota; Vitrellaceae
Source: the annotation of a GenBank genome assembly
AAGCAGCCGUAGCACUUGUGCAGCCGUGCAACAACACACACUGCCUGUCCAGUCACACCGCAGCAUGGAUCUUUGCUGAAUGAGUGAAGAUCAUGUCGGCUGUAGCGCGGCGGCUGGCUCGUUUGCACCGGCAACUCAUCACCACUGCAGUCCGCCCUCCCCAGCCCCUCCCAGCGCCCUCCUUCCCCUGCACCACGCCCCGAAGAGCCGACGAGUGGCACUCGGCAUUCAUCGACAGGGAUGCUGAGCCGCUGCACCAGUUCAUCCAGGACGAGAAGAAGCUCUUCACCGCCUACAUGGAGGAGCACCGCGACUUCCAGGAUGCUCUCUAUGACGAGAGCGCCAGCCUGGUGCAGGAGGAGUCGCUCAUCCUGCCGGAGAUCGUCAACGACUACAUGUACUAUCAGCGGUUUGUGGAGGGGUAUCCCGUCUACUGCAGAAGGCUCGUGCCUGUCGAGUACAGACACCAGAGACGAGGUGAGUGAGGCGGGAUGCAUUGCAUGCUCACCCCGUGAUAUGGCUCUCUCUCUCUCUCUCUGUCUGUGUGUGUGUGUGUGUGUCAGUGCCUGAUCCGUUGUUCCAGCUGCAUGACAUGGAGGAGGCCGCGUCGAUAGGGAGGGAGGAGGUGCUGCUCAACCUGGAGCAGCUCGCCAAACACCACUCAGAGGCGGGAUACGCAGAGGCGUCCGUCUGCAAACUCGACGCCAGCCAGGCGGUGCUCGCAUUCAUCGUCGACUUCACCGGUCAGCCUGUCGGCCUGUCGGCCUGUCGGCCUGUCGGCCUGUCGAGCAGCCCCCAUUUGCCCUCUCCUACCUAUUGUCCGUGUGCUUGUCUGUGUGCAGGCGAUGAGUCCUACGAGCUGCGCUUCAAGAACCUGCACAACGGGUACCACCUGCCCUUCACCCUCCCCAACGCCCGCAACAUCGAGUGGGCCAGCGACCCCAUAGCCCUCCAGAUCGACAGACACAGGCGGCACGUCACCGAGGACAAGCCGCACGAGCUCGUCUACCGCGACGAAAAGGGCAACGUCGUGAGAGACCCCGACACGAUGGUCAAGAGGGCGCUGAAGGCCAAGUGGCAGGCGAGUGAGCAGCUGAUGGGGGGCAUCCCGCUGCCGCAGACGUUCUACUACACUAUGCCGAUCGAGGAGGAGGGCACCGGCAGGACGGCGCGCAUCUAUCGCGCUAAGAUGACCGAAAGGGGGAUUGAGGACCAGGAGCUGCUGCUGGAAGAGGUAGGUAGGUGCGCAGAGAGACGGGGCAGACACAGACGACACCAAUCUUCUGCGUGAACGUGCAGCGGAAUUCGGCGGCGUAUGUGGAUCUGUUCAAGACGCGUGACAGCGAGUACAUCUUCCUCACCUCAAACACCAAGACGACCUCAGCCGUCUAUGUCGUCAGGUACACACCGAUUCCAGCCAGCCUCUGUUUGCGCAUAUGCCAAAUGGUGUGUCUGUCUGUCUGUCUGUGUGUGUGUGUGUGUUUCAGGGCAUGGUUCUCUGAGGAUGUGCCCCGGUUGCUGCGGCCACCCAUGGAGGGAGUCGAAUACUACGCAGAACACAGGUACAACCGCCACACACACACACACAUACACACACACACGCAUCGACUGCUCUCACACAUGCCCGCAGGUCUGGAUACUUCUACAUCGUGGCCAACGACCGCCGGCCCGACUUCGAGGUCACCCGCAUCCCCACACAGAAGUUCUUCCGCCGCCCGCACAAAGGCUCCUCAGGCCAGUGGGAGCCCCCGCCCGUCAGCGACUACGAGCUCUUCUUCGACCCCACGCAGCACCACAUGAAGAUCCAGGACAUUGACAUGAACCACAGGGCGCUGGUGCUCUACGGCUGGCGGGAGCCGUCGCACCCCGCCGUGUGUGUGGUGGACUUCAACGAUGACGACGAGUACCUGGGCUAUGACGACGACGACCGGCCCAAGGAGGCGUAUGACAUGUCCGACGACCAGGGGGAGUUCGAGUACUUCCCCGACCCCAACGACCCCACCAAAGUCAUCAGGAGGAGGCGGCAGAAGGAUGAAAGGAGGUGGGAGGGAGGGAGGAGCGUGUGGCAGAAUUGAUGACGUCUCUAUCUGUCUACGUGUGUGUGUGUCAGGUACUUCGCGUGGCUGCCUCUGGAGGGUGGUGUGGGCGUCGUGGAGCCCGGCGUGAAUGCGGCUUUUGACGCACCCGUCAUCCGAUUCACCCUUCGAUCGCCCCUGGGUAGGCAACCGACAUCAGACGGAUCCAAUCAAUGCAUGCAGGCAUCCAUCCAUCCUUCGCUGUCUGUGUGGCAUGCCAUGGGCACACGUGCAUGUCAGAGCCUGGAAUUGUGUGUGACAUCGAUUUGUCCAAGGGGACGACCCACUGGAGACGCACCAAGGGAUUCGACAAGAAGGAAUUCGAUGUCAAGCAGUAAGGAGAUAGAUACGUGCAGCACCGAGCGACUUGCACUCUUUACCUUCUCAUGCACACUUGGUGCAGGUACGUGUCUGAGGUGCACUAUGUAGCCAGCCACGACGCACAAGUCGCCGUGCCGAUGACCGUCGUCAGGUGACCGUGUAGGGCCAACUAAGGCUAGCUGAAGCCAUGUGUGUUUGACACGUGUGUGUGUGUGUGUGUGUGUCAUGUGUGGCAGGAAGAAGGACCUGCCGCGGCACGAGGCGCAGCCCUGUCUGAUGUACAUAUACGGCGCAUACGGGGCCAUUCUCCACCCGGACUUCAAGAUCGAACACAUCUGUCUGCUCAAAAGAGGAUGGGUGAGCGGAACAAAGCGCAUCAAUCGCGGGCGGCAUCUCCCUGCCUCUCCGCAUUCAUUCAGAUGAUUGCAUUCGCGCAUGUGCGCGGCGGUGGGGAGGGCGGCAAGGCGCCGAGCGACGAUCCAGACAGGUUCAUGGGCUUCAUCCAGGGCGGCGAGUGGCACGCCAUGGGCAAGGGGCUGGUCAAGGCCAACACCUUCCACGACCUCGUCAGCUGUGCCCACUACCUCAUAGGCAUGGGCUGGACGAAGCGGUCCCUCCUUGCCGUCAAGGGCAGCUCGGCAGGCGGCCUGCCGGUGGGCUGGAUCGUCAACUACCACCCAGAGCUCUUCAAGUGAGAGAAAGACGCAGACAAUGAGAAGACACACGAUGAUUGCUGGGUGUCACGUGUGACGCAGGUGUUGCAUCCUGGACGUGCCGUUUGUGGACCCUUUGACGGCGAUGCUCGACCCGUCUUUGCCUCUGACGGUGCCCGAGUACGACGAGUGGGGCAACCCCACCGUCGAUCCGGGAGCCUUCCAGGCCAUCCUCUCAUACAGCCCCUACGACAACCUCCCUCUCACCGGCACUAGCACUGCCGCUGCCACUGGUGGCGGCAAGAGGGGCGCGGCCAGGCUGAUCGACAGACAAGGCGCUGUCAAGACGGACAGUGCCUCGGCAAGACGCCAGCAGCAGCAGCAGCAGCAGUAUCCCAGUAUGCUCAUCACGACCUCAGUCGACGAUACCAGGUAGAGAGAAACAAAUGAAGACACGAUACACACAGGGCUGACUGGUUCAUUCAUUGGUAUGUGCGUGUUGUGUUUGCUGUGCAGGGUGCCGUAUUGGCAGGCCGUCAAGUACGCCGCCCGCCUCCGCAUCCUUUCGAGCCCCCUGGUGUCCCUCUCGCCACCACAGGAGCAGCCAAGCAAGGACAGAGAGGCCAAGAGAAGGAGGCAGCAGUCGCCCGAAGGUCCCGAUGACGACACACCCAUCGACACACCAGCACGAGCCCCCCUUCACGUGGCCGAGACCCGGACGGCUCCAGCCCCUGCACCCAGCAGAGAAGCCGAUCGCUCCCCCACUGACGAUGCGUCGACGCCCGCACCCCAAGAGAGCAAGACGUCUCGAGUAAUGGGGACGCGGCGGUGGCCGAGGGAAGUCGAAGAACAUGUCGGGGAGCCCAAGGCCUUAUCAGAAAUACCACGCACAGCAGGAGAAGCCAUCGACAGCCUCCCCAUCUCUGACUCCACCCCGCCACCGUCACUAGCCAAGAAGCACGACCGCCGAUCUGCAGACCGGCAGCCGACGCCCGAGGUCGACACGAGUGACGUGUCCAUCGACGACUCGCUCAUGAGUGGCGGCAGCAGCCGGCUGCUCAUCCGUGUGCGGGAGGAGGGGCAGGGCGGGCACUUUGGUUCGUCGAGCGAGGCGGUUGCUUAUGGGGAGGUGUGUGAGGAGAUAUCAUUUCUGUUUGAUGCGAUGGGCCUGGAGAUGAUGGACGAGGAGAUGAGGUCGAGGGCUGAGGGGAGGGUGUGGCGGGGGGGUGUGAUGCAGAGGCUGCCGCAGAUAGAGUCGCAGAGGGACGUGUUCGAGAUCAAGCAAGACAUACAUCGAAAGGAGUGAUGCAUACAUAGAUGCGUGUGUGUGUUGACGCGCCUGCAGCUGCCGAAGCUGCUGUGUUUGCAUGUAAUGCCC